Plasmodium knowlesi strain H is the source of this 2898-nucleotide messenger RNA. RefSeq names its product GTP-binding protein, putative. NCBI's taxonomy places the organism in Eukaryota, Apicomplexa, Aconoidasida, Haemosporida, Plasmodiidae. The record is from RefSeq and is a predicted model, not a curated record. Gene Ontology annotation, molecular function: GTP binding. Bases 1 to 2898 code for a protein of 965 amino acids. The transcript has a single exon.
AUGCAGCUACUAGGCCAAAUCUUUCGAAGGUACGCCAGCCUACGCGCCAAACUGAGGGCAGAACAGGUGAGCAAGAGUGUGGGAAACGAUGUGAGAAACAAUAUGGUUAAUCGUGUAAGGAACGAUGCGAACGGAGUGGAUGGAGAGGCAGGAAGCCCCAACGGCAUAAGCAGAAGACAAAGGGAGAGGAACACAAAAAUAGAUGUAAAUAUAUAUGAACAGUUAAAAAGGAAAAUGUUGGGAAAACCAUUGAAUAAGGUGCAAAGGAAAUACCUGAAGGAAAAGCGACCGAAUUUUGCGCCCAUAUUUUUAGACCAGUUAAAGCCAAGAAUGAUAUUAUAUAAAACGGCUAUUCAAGUGAGUGAGUUACCUUUACCAAAAUAUCCAGAAAUAGCCUUUAUAGGUAGAUCAAAUAGUGGAAAAUCUACACUAAUUAACGAAUUGUGUGGGAGAACAAAUAAAGCCAAAGUGAGUAAAUUACCAGGAUGCACAAAAGAAAUACAUUUUUAUAAAAUUGCUAAACCUUGCUUGUUAUGUCUAGUUGAUUUGCCCGGAUAUGGAUUUGCCCAUAGUAAGGAAGAAUUACGGCUACAGUGGAAUGAAUUUACCUUAUUUUAUUUGAAAAACAGAAAAAAUUUAAAAAAAGUUUUUGUUCUCAUUGAUUGUAGAGUUGGACUAAAAACAAGUGAUAAAGAAUUGCUCCAUUUUUUUGACCGGUAUAAUAUUAAAUAUCAGAUAGUCUUUAGCAAAUGUGACUUACUGAAUACGAAAGACUUAGCCGUAAAAAUUCAAAUCGCGAACGAGGAAAUUGCCUGCUUUAAAAAUUUGGAGGCCCCAAUUAUUCCCUUAAGUUCGCUGAAAAGACAGAAUUUGAAUGAACUGCGCAAGGAAAUUGCCAGGUACCAGCUAAACAAAACCAUCGUUAAAAAUAACAUCGUGAUGAAGAUCAACGACUUGAUCGAACAAAAGAGGUUGAAGAAGUUGGCUGUAGGCGUCAAUGGCCAUGCUAAUAACGACCUUAGCGAUAUUAACCGCAUUAGCGGCACAGUAGACGAUCAGUUUAACCGCUCCACGGGAAAUACUUCAGAUGGUAGCAGCACAAAAAGUAAAAAUAGAACUCUUAACGUAGGUGAAACACUAUCAAAGGAUAUACUACUCAGUGAUGACACCAUUUCGGAAGCAUUAAAUAGGUGGAAAAAAUUAAACAAAGCGGUUGUAGAUACACCCUUUAAUAAAUACAUGGGUUUCCACAUGAAGCGCAUAAUAAACACGCUGCAGGAAAAGUUUCUGCGUCAUUGUCGUGAAGAGUUUGACGACAAUGACUUAAACAUUAUUGACGAUGUGAUUGAAAAAUGUGGUAAACUGUGUCACAAAAAUGAGAAUUCGGUGGACCCAUCCUCAAGGCAGAUAACUGAUGAAGAACAAUUCUGCGUGAAAAACACACAGAGUCAUUACAUUAAGGGGACCACUUAUAUGCAAAAUAAACAAAGGAAAUACAAGAAAGGAUUGGAGUCAAGGAAAGAACAAUUGGAAGGUGAUAUGGAGAAGAAACACUUAGAGGGAGAAACCAUUGACGAUAAAUCUAGUAAUAAGCAUGUUAUUGUAGAUUUACCCCCAUGGGAAAUGUCUGAUGUAGGAAUCAGCGAAAAGAUUGACGGAAAUGAAAAUGAGAAAACCGACAUAAGGAGCAACGAAACGAUAUCGGAAGAGACAUGGGAUAUGGACAAAUGGGUGCUUGAUAAUAACGCAAGAUAUAGUACAAACGAUUUGGAAGAUCCCGAGAGUAAUGAGCAUAAAAACAAAACUGAUGAUUAUUCGAAUAUCUCUUUACUGAGUAGUAUCGACUCUAUGGAACUAGAGAAGGAACUCCUUUUGGACAGUCUACUCUUAUCGGAUGAAAAAAGGAAGAACAAAUAUGAGUACCACCAAUGCGAAAAUGUAAAAAUGGAUAAUUUAUUUGGAGAAAACAAAAACAAAUCAUGGAGCGAACAGUUUAAACGGGAGGAUUAUUCCAAGGUUAAGGAUAACAUUCUGUUGGAGGAGGAAGAUACGUAUGCCCCUGAGGAUUAUGCAAGUGGAUUAAAGAGGAGUAAAGCAGCCUCACAGAAUGGUGACAUCCUCUCCAAUUACACGUUUAACAUGAAGGAUAAAGGCACGCAUCAAAUAUACGAAAAAAUAAAAUCAGAUGCCUACAAGAUGUAUAGAAGUAGGCAACUAGAAAAUUUAGACAUUCAAACCAGUUCAGGCACACCUGGACAAGGCAAAAAUUUACAAAAGGGGGAAACGCACACCAUCAUUCGUUCUGCUUCACAAGGGGACAAAACCCGUGUGGAAAAGAACUCACCUAUAUGUAGUGGCUCUGCCGAUGAUCUAGCCUCCCCGCAGGGUGCAUCCUCCACAAAUAGAGAAAACACGCAUGUGAAGAAACAUUACAUUGGCUUAAAAACCAGAAGCACCAUUAUCAAAGGAACGAAGAAAUUAAAAUUAUUUGGUAAAAAAAGAACCACGGACAUUGUUCACGUUCCUGUUGAUUUGGCAACCGAUUAUUUUAAGUUAAGCAACAACUCCACCAUUUAUGAUAAGAAGAAGAACAGUUGGAAUUAUAUUAACUCCAAAUAUAACAAGUGGCUUAAAAAAAUGACACGCAAGAGGGUCCCCACCGAAAUAACCGGCCCAGUUAAAAAGGUAGAUGUCAUGGUGAGAUAUGCAGAGAAGCAGGAAAGCAAAUAUAAGAAGGAGAAGAACAAAAUGCUCAUGCGGAAGAAAAACCUGGGUAUGAUUACUAAACCGCCGAAUCAUAAGAAGGGCGGGAAGAUAUCAAGAAAUUAUACCCUAUCGGAUGAGCAAAAGAUAUUUGAUAGGGAGGCCUUUUUUAAGUAUCGCGAUGUUCAAAAGUGA